AUGGUGUCCAUCGAAAAGUGGUAUUCCACGCAGACUGCCCAAGUCCUCGACUUGGUAGGUGACUAUGCUGGACGGGAGCUGUUUCUUCUCGAUGGAGAUGCCCUAGUCUUGGACUGCGUCGAUGACAUUGCACUGGAUUUUGAUGAUGGGAUUCAGCUACUCCACGCUGUGUGGAAUGUCGAGAGAUUUCUCUCUCGAUUGAACCACUCCAAGUGUGUCUUUCACAUUGCCUUCUUCAAUGAAAAUCGUGGGAUAGUUGCAGCUGCUGCGCCAAAGGAUAUCCACCGUUCGAAGUACGCUCUGGCCAGAGCAGUCAUCCUUCUGCAUUUGAAACGACAGGUGCAUGUAAAGCAUCCCGACAUCGAGGUUCACCAGUUUCAGUCAAUGACCUCCUCUGACUUCCGAAAAUAUCUGCAAUCCAACAAUGUCUACUUCGUCAUGUCCCACAAUGGUGCACUGAGGCGUAGAGACGUCUCUGUCCGAGAUUGCUUGUUUGUGGUACGGCAGGCCCUGUCUCUGGGGUUGGGAGUUGCCAUCAUUAACGAGAUCGAAUGGCGGGAUAGCAAGAUAAUAACAAGAGUUAUCCAAGCAAAUCCACCCUAUCUUGAAUUGGGGGAUAGCCGACGAGAGAUGGAAAGCAUUACUCCAGCCGGAGACCCGGGCUGCAUAAAAUACUUCAAAGAAAUAGUCAGGCUUCAUCCACUCAGUGGUGACCGGGAUCUAACACCCAGAGACCGGCUUACACUUUCCGUCUUGUCCGUUAUGCUCAGGAAACGGGAAGGCACUCCAAUGCAUUUGAUGGCUGCUGCAUUUUUACUUCACUCAGUAUGUCUUAGAAAUUUGUCCCUGUCAGAGAGAAGGCUUCCAGUUCAGCAUAUUAUAGAUCAAGAGUCCUAUAACGCCAUCCUUGAUGAAUUUUGCAAGAAUACAAAUACCCUCAUCGAAACUGCAGAUUUUGAGAACUGUCUUUGGGAAUCCAAGGAACCAGAUAGCCAUGAUCUCAUUGACGGCAGACUUCUACGACCUUGCACGAAUUUACUCCAAAGUCAGCAGGUUUCGGAGCUGGAAAGCAACAUACAAUACCGCUACAAUACCCUGCUUGAAUGUCUGGAGACAGUCUCGCGCGUACCAAUUCAAUAUAAUAAAAUCAGCAACACGCUACCGGAGGUCAAUAUCCAACCCUCUGGCCAGGCUCCCAUGGAGAAGACAGCACUACUGCCAUUUCAGCAUAAAGUCUUUGACUAUCAUCUUUCAAGUAUCCAUGUGACUGUGGAGUCGUUUGACCGUAAGCAGACAAGAAUUCCCCAACGCAGUGUCAUAGAUAUGACGCAUUGGCAUAAUCGGAGACUCCUUGAUUCAAAACCCAGGACAAAGUGGCGCAAUCCUGAAAGAUCAAAACAGUUACAGAUGAGAAACAUGGAGGUAUAUGCCGCAAGCCUCACUGACACGAAAGGUAGAGCCUUCACUCCAACGAGAAUCAUCUCCCCGGAGAUCAGGGGCAAGAAUCAAUCCAAGUCAACGGCGAAGAAACAGUCGUUAAAGGCCCAACAAAUAAUAAAACAAAACAAGAAAGAAAAGUUAAAAGAAGAAUCAUCCUGGCAAAAUUCUUGGAAGAGAAAGCUCUCCGAGAUAAGCACAAUGGAACCUGGUCGCAAAGCACAGGAGUGUCUGGACUUCCUGGGCAAUCUUGAUGACAAAAAGAGGGCCUAUCUUGAACCAGAGAUUCGGCUAUUUAUCCUAAUACAGCAUAUUCUUCACCGUCAAGGGCUCAGCGUGGCUAAAGAUAACGUACCUGAGUCCUUGAUGCGAGAUAUAUGGGAUCAGGUGCGAAUUCUCCGACACUGUAUUUCUCAAAUGCCACCAACUGGCUAUGAGUUGUUUCAGAAUAUAUGUCGAAAACUUCAACUACCGGAAUGCUCCAAUGUCACUCCUGUUCCAAAGCGUCAACUAUCAUUUACCUUCGACAGCAAUUUAAUUCAAGAAGCGUCUCCAUGGGGGUCAUUAACUAUCCGGGAUUUUGAACUCCUGCAUUGCGGUCCAUAUUUGGAACGCUCAACUGGAUCCAAACCUGACUCUCGAGUUGAUUUUGAACCAGACAAAUGGCAAAGAGAGGUCUUGGACGAACUUGAUGCAGAUCACAGCGUUUUUGUCGUAGCACCGACAAGUGCUGGAAAGACCUUCAUUAGCUUCUAUGCCAUGUCUAAAAUCCUCAGGGAAAGUGACGAUGGUGUCUUGGUUUAUGUAGCACCGACUAAGGCACUAGUUAAUCAAAUAGCUGCUGAAAUUCAUGCUCGCUUACGCAAGACCUAUCCACCAGGAUCAGACAAGACCCUAUGGGCAAUCUAUACGCGAGAUGUCCGAGUCAAUGACCCCGUGAAGAGCCAAAUUCUUGUGACAGUCCCACAUCUGCUUCAAAUUAUGCUACUCUCCGCACACUAUGCCACGUCCUGGGCUUCCCGCGUCAAAUGCAUCAUAUUUGAUGAGAUUCAUUCCAUCGGUCAAACAGACGAUGGCUUAGUAUGGGAACAACUGCUACUGCUGGCUCCGUGUCGUAUUAUUGGGCUCUCUGCCACAGUUGGGAACCCGGAAGCGUUCACUGAAUGGCUUUCCUCGACCCAGAGAAAUUUGAAUAUACCACUGAAACUCAUCAGACAUAACCAGCGAUACUCAGACCUUCGAAAAUUUACCUAUGUCCCUCCGGAAAAAUAUUCCUUCAAAGGCCUGCGCCCGAGCCAUCACCAGAAAGUCAUGUUAGACCCAGGGUCUAUUGAUGGCCUGACUUUUGUGCAUCCAAUUGCUAGUCUUGUCAACUCUCAGAGACAGAUGCCAGAAGAUUUCUCCCUUGAGCCAAGAGAUUGCUAUCUGCUAUGGAAGUCAAUGAUACAACAUGCGUCUUCUCAAUUUCCAGUCCCAGAGGAACUGAGCCCUGACCACGCCCUUCCUCCUUUCAUUAGACGAGCUGAUGUGUUCCAAUGGGAAACCGGUUUGAAAAAGGUUCUAUGGAGCUGGAUGACUAACGCCGAUUCCCCAUAUCAGCUUGUUCGCAACGAUCUUGAGAACCUGUCAGCAUCUCCUGACUACAAAAAUGCGAUAGAAGAUGGCAUCGGUGAUAAUGAGGAUGGAGAUGGAGAUGGCAAGCUCAAUGGGGUCAUCAGUUUCAAGCAGAAGAGCAGCCAACUAUGCGCUUCUAUAUUUCCUUUACUUGUGAAUCUUCACGAGAAAAGCGCAAUGCCUGCACUUAUUUUCAGCUAUGACCGCAACAUCUGCGAGUUUCUUGCAGUUACUACUCUCAGGAAAUUAAAGCUGGCCGAAAAUGAAUAUAAGAUGGGGCCCACAUGGAAAAGGAAGUUAAAGGAAUAUGAGAAGUAUCUUGCAGAGGUGGAAAUGCAAAAGCGUGCAGAUGAAAAAAGCAAGAAGGUGAAUCGACGCAAGAGCCAGUCCAAAGAGGAGUCGAUACCUGACAACCCGUACCGGGAAAGUCAUCGAUUCAAAGGAUUUGAUCCUGACAAGCCCCUGGAACAGUUCAGCUUUGCUGACUCUCAUAAAUUUGACUGGGCGGAACUCGAAAAGGAAAUCAACGGAAUGAAGAGAUCCAAGAAAGUCAACACUGACCUUCUCGAGGCUCUCCGUCGAGGUAUCGGCGUACACCAUGGGGGCUUAAAUGGGCGAUACCGGCAUUUUGUAGAACGAUUGUUUCGUGCUGGAUUUUUGCGUGUUGUCGUCGCCACUGGCACUCUAGCGCUCGGGAUCAACAUGCCAGCUCCUACUGUCAUAUUCUGCGGUGAUAGUGUCUAUUUGACUGCAUUGAACUUUCGUCAGGCUGCUGGCAGAGCAGGCCGUCGAGGCUUUGAUCUGCUGGGAAAUGUGAUAUUCCAUGGAGUUCCUCGACAUAAAGUCUACCAGCUCAUAAGCUCUCGGUUGCCUGAUCUCACAGGCCAUUUUCCUAUAACCACGAGCCUGGUGCUCCGUCUUUUUAUCUUGCUGGACAACUCAAAGCAAUCAGAUUAUGCUGUACGAGCAAUAAACUCGCUGCUGUCCCAACCUCGUCUGUUCCUUGGUGGUGAGGACUCACGGAACAAAAUCCUUCAUCAUCUUCGUUUCUCUAUCGAAUACCUAAGGCGUCAGCAUCUCCUUGGCGCCCAUGGGGAACCACUCGACUUGGCUUGUAUUGUGGCACAUCUCUAUCACGCAGAGCGAAGUGCGUUCGCGUUUCACGCCCUUGUGCGCGCUGGGUAUUUCCGGGAACUUUGUGAGGCAGACCACACAAACACGGGGCAGAAUCAGAGGACGAUCAUCAUUGUCUUGGCCCAUUUAUUUGGCCGGAUGUCUCUUGGAACCAGAAGCAAUGAAUUUCUUGAACGGAGGAAGAUAAUCAAGUCGCCGUCUGUGGUACGUCUCCCAGAUAUGCCAUCAAAGGCCCUCGAAGUGCUCCGAGAACAUAAUUUGGAUGUUCUUAGAACAUACUCUGCAUAUGUCAAUACUUUUGCCAAGCAGCACCUACAGGAACCUGAAAAGGAACUGCCCCUUAGCGGAGCCUUGGUUGGGGGCACAGGAGAUCCGGAGACCAGCCGACUGUUAGGAGCAUUGGAAGCAACGCGGUCUCGAUCAGCAUUUGUUGGUCUUUCUGGACACGGUGAUGAUUUCACAAGCAUUAAGGAUCUCUGUAAUACGGUUCGGUCUGGGAUAUUCCUGGAGCAGAGCGUCAUCCCGCACCUUGACAUUUAUCCAGACGAGGGCAUGGCUCCAUUGAACGCAUAUCUGUACGACUUUUUCUGCCACGGCAGUCUCCAACCACUUGAAGCGGCGAAUCAAAUUUCCCCCAACGAUUGUUGGCACAAGUUGAACGACUUCUCGAUGGUAUUGGCAACGAUCGUGGUGGCAUUGGCGAACUACCUCGACCCAAAUAUGAAUGGGGAGGAAUUUUUUGCAGACGAUACUGAUACAGACGAUAUGGCGUCGAUAACAGGCAGUGAACCAGAUGAAUCAACCGAACCCACUAAGCCAUCCACAGCAGGUUCUGGCCGUGCAUCCAUGCUUCCUAGGACAACUCCUACUCAGCCAAUGGCAUGGGACGAUGACGAUAGUGAUGAAAGUUCAAUACCGGAUGACUGGGAGGAUAAUAUCAGUCAGCUCUCUGCUUCAAGGGACAAGGAGACACUGGUGAGACCCGGAGGCGAGGCGAGCAAUGUGCCGGAGCGGCUGGUUGUCUCCCGUCAGGUUCUGGAGAUGUUCUGUGAGGUGAAGAAGGAAUUUGACGAAAAGUUCCAUAAGAUCUUUGCUUAA
Messenger RNA from Monascus purpureus, 5283 nucleotides. The record is from the annotation of a GenBank genome assembly. NCBI's taxonomy places the organism in Eukaryota, Fungi, Ascomycota, Eurotiomycetes, Eurotiales, Aspergillaceae.